UAAAUAUCAACUGAAAAAGCAGCUUAGCAGGGAAUAGGGAUAGAACUUAUAAAAAUAUAUACAGAAGAACGUUAGUAAAUAUUAGUAUAAAAAUGUUUUAAUCACUGUAACAAUGAAUCGACUCAGUUUAUUGCAUAAAUAUUAUAGCACUUCAAUAAAUAGACCUUGGCGAGAUUUACUAUGUCGGAAAAAUGUUUCACCGGAUUUAUUCAUUAUCCGGAAAAUUCACCAGGAUAAGAAAAAUAUACGUUCAACUUUAAAUUAUGUGAUAGCUUUAGGUGUUAUGACUGUAGGCUUAAGUUAUGCAGCUGUACCAUUGUACAGGAUAUUUUGUCAAGCCUACAGCUAUGGAGGUACAACAGGACAAAUAGAGGCCACAGAUGAAGUCAGUAAAAUGAAGCCUAUAAAAGACAGACCCAUCAAGGUUCGCUUCAAUGCUGAUGUUGCAUCCUCAAUGCAAUGGAACUUUAAGCCACAGCAAAUGGAUGUUACUGUAGUACCUGGAGAAACAGCACUAGCAUUUUACACAGCAAUGAACCCAACAGACAAGCCGGUUAUUGGCAUCAGUACUUAUAAUGUGGUACCAUUUGAGGCAGGACAGUACUUCAACAAGAUACAGUGUUUUUGUUUUGAAGAACAACAGCUGAACCCUCAUGAGAAGGUGAACAUGCCUGUGUUUUUCUACAUUGACCCCGAGUUUAGUGACGAUCCAAAAAUGGAAUUUGUAGAUGAACUUGUUCUAUCCUACACUUUCUUUGAAGCUAAGCCGGGCUUUAAGCUUCCCGUGCCUUCAUAUGUAAAAUAAGUGAUAAUCAUAAGCAAAUAUUAUAUGAAAUAGUGCUAGUAGAAAAGUAUUAUAUGUUAUUGUUUUUAAUAAAAUGGUAAAUGUAA
Messenger RNA from Leptidea sinapis, 891 nucleotides. It is a transcript of the gene Cox11, whose product is annotated as cytochrome c oxidase assembly protein COX11, mitochondrial. Gene Ontology annotation, cellular component: mitochondrial inner membrane. NCBI's taxonomy places the organism in Eukaryota, Metazoa, Arthropoda, Insecta, Lepidoptera, Pieridae. The transcript has 4 exons. Gene Ontology annotation, molecular function: copper ion binding. The coding region runs from base 113 to 805 and encodes 230 amino acids. The record is from RefSeq and is a predicted model, not a curated record.